CAAACAAGGAUAACCGCGGCCAGUAACGUGUCACAGUUGAGGCUGGGUAGCGACGCCGCCAUGUUUCCCGUCGCUUUUGUGAUUCUCUGGAUAGUCUCGUCUCGUAUCUAUCUGUCUGUAUGUACAAACUGUACAGAUGAACGACAGAAAAUGAUAUUAAAAUAUGAUUCAGUUGUACUAAACGGUGUAAGUACACUGAUAUGUGAAAGCACUGAAUUCCACUUGAAGGACAAAUGGCCAACCGUGAUAAUUCUGAGUGGGACUCAAAAAGUUUGGAAACAUAAGUGUUACUAUGACAAUAGAAAAGAAUGGGAUGUUACAACAUUUAUAAACACACCAGAGGGCGCUGUAGGGAAUGUGACGACAUUCGUAAAAGGGCUAAGUAAAAAGCACAGUUGCAUAUUUUAUUUACAUAAAAAUAUUAAUAUGAUUGAACCCCAAGUACAGUUAGAGGACGGGAACUACACGAAACUGAAUUGUUCAUUCAAAAUUCAUAUGAAGUAUAAUUGGAAAAAUUUAACACUUCACAUCAACUCAGAACCAAUGAAAAUAAAACCAGUGUUCGAUUUGAAAGAAGUGGAUACUAAAUAUGUGUACGAAUUCGUCGAAAAUGAAUUAGUAAAUGUACAAUGCAAUAAACCGACUCAAGAACACGGACGUCUACAUUUCGUGUAUUCACGCAAUAACUUCAAUUACUCCAGUGAUAUAAAAUCUCGGGACUCUGUCUCCUUCGAUGUUUUAUUGGGAAUAAAACAAAAUUAUAGUCAUGUGGAUUGCGUAUUCUCAAAACAAAGUGAUACCAUCACGUUAAGGAUCUACUUUCUUUUGAUAAAUCGAAAAGCAAUCCGAGUGAAUGGUUUGGCUAUAAGGCGACAAGGGGACAAUCUGUUUUAUGAGUACGAUCAAGAUCUGCCUUCCGUGUGCUGUGUAGAUACUAUUGUAACACUAAUCAACAAAACAGACAAGUAUCAAGAGUUUGACGCCCAAGCGAAGUGCAGUGUGGAGGGUAAAAAUAAGACUCUAAUUAUUACGAAGAAUAUUCCUGCAAGUGGUUUUUUCAUCGAAGGUUUGUCUAUUAAAAACUUGGUACUAAAAACAUGCGACGCGAAAUUCUGUUUAAUAUACUAUGAGUACACAGACGGCGACGUGCUGAAAUUGAAGGGAUCUUCUGAUAAUGUCAUCUGCGAUCGAAACGAUUAUCUAUCUUCAAAUGGUUAUUAUGUACUUCCGAUGAAAUUUGAUGAUGACAUGAAAAGUAUAACUUGUUUUAUUGCCGGUAACACAGACCACAAAACUACAGUAAAAUUCCUCGUUUCUGAAAAAACAAAAGAAGAUCAAAAUCCCGAAAUCACAGCAGGCGAUGAUUCGAACGGGAGUUCUGAAGAUAGUAAUAAUAUUGCGACAGGUUCCAAUUCUGGAUAUUCUCCAACCAAAGGUGAAAAUUUCUUUGAGGACCAUCUUAAGCUUUUAGUGGGGAUUGGAUUAUUCCUCAUUAUACUAUUGUUGGUGUUAGCUAGUGUCGUCUGCCUACUCAGAAAGCGAAGGAAGCCAACCACAGAGGGUGUACAGUCGGACGUAGAUUACGUCAACUUAGACCAUAAAAACAUUGAGCAAUUCCCAAAGCGAUUGAACACUGAUGUGUACCUUAAACCGGAAGAAUCUAGCGACUACUCCGUCCCGGUGGAUAACAGCAUCGAUGCGAACCUGUACAGCGUGCCGUACAAACCCAAGCCUAACGAAGAACUUUACGCCAAACCAGUGCCGAAGAACCAACGCUAUGUCAACGGCGAUGAAGUCAAAUAUGCAGCAAUUGUGUUUAAAAAACCUGAAUGUACGUACUCCAAUGUCAAUAAAAAAGGCAACACAGAGUGUGCGUACGCGCAAGUGCAAGUCAGACCUGAAGACAUGUACGCUCAAGCGCAGCCGAAAGGUGAAAGAAACAAAGGCUCUCAUCCGACGGAUCUUAAUAGUGCGGACUACGUUGAACCUAGUUACUGUGAGGUUGGCGCUUUAAGGAAAUAAGUUUUUUUACAGGAGCAAAGGAGUAAGUUCAACUGAUAGUGACGAUAGACAUGUAUAUUACGUGAAUCGCCGCGUAUUGCUGAUCUGAAGCGUAGGAAUAACCUUUUGUGAAUAUGUACGUCGUAACGUUGUGAAAAAAUAAACGUAACCGAUAGUUUAUAGUUUAGUUAGUUAACGGAUUAUACCAAAUAUUAUAAUAGUCUUACCCCCUUAUUGAUAAACAUUAUUUAUCUAAGGACGGAGCUGUGGUAACAAGACUGUUUCUCAGUGUUGACGGCAUGGCAGCCUUAGAAGUCCGUAGACAUGGGCCACUGUUAUAGGCUAAUAUUGAGAUACAACUUUAAUCUAGUUGGCUGUCAGAUAAACAAAGCUGAGACACAGACUUGUUAUGACAGCAAUGCUCCGUCCUUAGAUAAAUAACGUUUACGAAUACGGCCGAUAAUGUUUACGUACCUAGCAUAUUUAUUGAUGGAUACAUGUGGAGUAAGGUUGUGAUCAGUUGUACUCAACUUUUAUUUUAGUCGCGCCUCAAACACGUUUAAAUAAGGUGCCCUGAGUUAGAGAGUCAAGUCGUUGACCUAUGUAAUUGUUUAAAAACGAAAUUAUAUUCCAAUAUUUUAAUAAAAAGUAUUUCUUUGAAGGUCA
Manduca sexta (tobacco hornworm) is the source of this 2667-nucleotide messenger RNA. RefSeq lists its product as uncharacterized. The record is from RefSeq and is a predicted model, not a curated record. The transcript is spliced from 13 exons. NCBI's taxonomy places the organism in Eukaryota, Metazoa, Arthropoda, Insecta, Lepidoptera, Sphingidae. Bases 61 to 2022 code for a protein of 653 amino acids.